ACUGGAGGAUCUCUUCGACGACGAUUUUGAGUCAAUUGACGAAACCAUGGAUUCUUGGCCAUCCGCCUCGCCGAAUCGACUAACAGGCGGAGAAGGACCGUCUGAGGAUGCUGUUACGGUCCCCCUCUUGCCUCCACCUUAUCCGUCCACCACAUGCAUCUCUCACAUUUGCGUCUCAACCGAUCAUGGAAUACUGGUUCUGGCCCGCGUCCGCCCUUCAGUCCGAUGAUCAUCGUUCGUCAUGUCUCGGAUUACCCUUGUGUCUCCCAUACGAGGUCGAGACGCUGGCAGAGAUGGACGAUCGCCUCGAGCAGAUUGUCUGCAAGCUGGCAGAAUGUGUCAAGGCGAGAGAAUGGGGUCUUGGUUUCCGUCUUUGGGAUUCUCAACUGUCGAUAUGGAUGUCAAUGGGAUACCCCAUGAAGAAGGAAAUGAAGAUCAAGCUGAUAUUUGUCUUCUACGAGAUCAUAUUCGUUCCCGGUCUCAGCUCGAGCUUCAUCGAAGAUGCUGGGAAUCAAUUCAUCGGUCUCGUCAGCGAUCGCAAUCUGAACAUCUGGGACUUUAGAAUCCCCUGGCGCAAGCUAUACGACGCGCUGUAUAACGAGCUGUUCCCGCAUCCCCAGCGUUUAUCCCGACAUCGGGUCAACCUUGCGCCAAUGUACCUCAAUGUGGCCGAGGCUGCUCAACGAUUCUUCCAUCCAGGUGAAGUCGACGAGAUGCUGAAUGUCAUUCUACCACCCUUCCAACCCACCAUGGACUCAAUUCUUGCUUCCCAGACAUUCCUCGUCCAUUUCUUGCCUGUCUCCCAUUGCUCCAGAUGGCUACCUCUCGUGUUCCGACUGUGGUACGGCUUCAAUAGUGGUCUUUGGGACGAUCAAGCGUCGGAUCUUAUCGGGCAAUUGGCCAUCGCUCACGUCGACCCUGGUAGAUCCGAUCCUUCGCUCAUCGACAAGAUCCCGCGAGGAGUGUUCAACACGGCUCAAGAGGAGGCACAAAACCCGAAUCAUGCUCGAUCAGAGCGGGCUCACAAAGCUAGACUUCUCAGCGUGGCCGGCGAGGUCAUUGAGGACGACGAUGGUCUCACAUACUGGUCUGAUCCCAACAAGAUGCCAGAGGAGGUACGAAUGUCCGAUCCGAAUUGGUCGGGCAUCAGGAAAGACGUCGGAAUCUUCUCCGAACAGGAAUUCGAAUUCCUCAUGUCAAAGUGUCUCAGAUCACUCAAUGUUCCGGUUGGAGGCAACCUAGCUUCGUCUAACGCUAUGUCCGUCACAACAGCAGAUGCAAGAGCCAGUCGGAAAAUUCUCGACGCCAAGAAGCCGAUCGACAGAGUGCAAUCGCUAGCAGAGACCAUCAUCUUCUGCAUGUCGCACGAUGCCCCUGAACAGUCCGGACAUGCCACGCCGUCGAACAGUGUACACGCAGCAGUCAGCAGGCUCCAGAAUGGUGCCAGUAUGAAGCGAGGCGACAGUACAGACAGUUUGGCGCAAGCUGGAAAAUCAAGUGAUGCCAAUCGACGGUACUUGGCCGGCUGUAAAGCUCUGGAUCACCUCUCUCGCUUACUCACCAGUUGCGAAACUUUCUUUCAUCCGAGCAACUCUGGUCCGUGGUCUGCUUUCCUCACAGUGUUCCUGUCUCAUCUCGCCGGCAAUUUCGUUGAGAGAUGGAAGGCCGAGGAGGACCGCAAUUGCAAGACACCCGUCGCGUGGCGAUUGACACCAGAGAUCAAGCGACAGUUCGUCCUAUGCCUUCGUCCACUCGCCUUGACUUCGAUGUUCAACAAGGACAUGGAAUCCGUGACCCCGGCUGUCUCAGCGCUCAAGAAACUGGCUUUGUUAGAGCCUGACCUGAUCAUGCCAGCUCUCAUGGAACGGGCCACGCCAUCGCUGCAAGGUCUAGAAGAGACACAACGUACGCCCGCUGUCACUUACGCUCUUGCUACGCUUGCGCAACCGUUAACAGUCCGCAAAUUGUGGCGAGUGGGCGGCAUGUACGUUGGCGAUAUUUUCACGCUCCUCAUCCCCGGAAUCGAUCUGAACGACCCCGCAAAGACCGGUCUGAGUUGUAUGGCCAUCUCCAACAUGGUCGACUACAUUCGUCUCUCUGACAUUUCCGAGGUCGAAGAAGGUGAUAAUGUGACCCCAGGUCCCCGAGCUCUUCGCGUUGCCCCGAGGCCGACGGUCGAUGACGAUCCUGACGAUCCGGUUGAGAAUGAGAUGAAGGACUUGACUCUCGAGGAUGCCAACGCUAGGAUCCGAAUGUCGACAGCGAUCUUCCGAGACUGGGUCCCCGAAUUCCUAAGUCGGGUCAUGCUGCUGUUCAGUAAUCUGCCAGAGGAAGGCGGCAAGAGUGGAAAGGCAGGCGGCAAGACGGAGGCCUUGACACUCAGCAGCGUACUGCAUACCUGUGGAGGCGUGUUCGCAGCUCUGGACGACAAGCUCUUUGACUCAGUACUUGAAAGCGUGUUUGAAUACGCCACAACUACCUGUCGGUCCAAUGCUGUGGAUGCGGUCGGGGAACUGGUGCGUAAUUUGGCAGCGGUGAACGCACCGAAAGUCUUCUCCAAAUUCUUCCCAGUCGCCAAGCAGCGAAUCGUCUCCGAGCUCAAAGCGGGCGCAUCUUCCACCAGAACGCAAACCACCUCCAUUCCCUUACCUGGAGACGCAGCCCUUCACUGGUGGCAGUCUAUCCUUCUUGGCAUGCUCAUGCCAGGGCGGGUCGAUCUGACCGAGUAUCGGGAAGAAUUCGUUGAACUCCUUCAGGUCAUGAUCGACUCGACGUACUCUGAACGAGGAUGGACGUGGACUGGGAAGAUUGUUGAAAAGUCAAUGAGCUGUUUGGCAUCAAUCUAUCAUCGCGAGCUGCGGAUGGUGAACCCAGAUGAGCUGAAGAGCGAUGACUUCCGACUCAAUCAUCACUUGUACUGGGGCAAACUCUACCGUGCCCCCGAAAUCAAGAUCGACUGGAAAGUCCCGACUGAUGCCGAUAUCGCCAUGGCCUUUGACAUUCUUCAGCUUGCCAAGCAAACAACCGACAAGGUCGACAAAUUGCUCGAACAACGUGCGGUUGGAGAUCAGAUGUGGAGCAACGAGUUCUGCCGAGCGCUCAACGUCAUUGACAAGACGCUUCGAGGGUCAUACAAUCUCAUCUUGGAGAUUGACGCGCUCAAAGAGGGCGGAAAGAAAGCGGAAAGCUAUCUACCUCCGGACUUGAUCAACUUGCCGGCGCCAUACAAAUGUGGGGUUGUUCUACAGAACGCCAACGAUCCGAAGUACCAAGAGGUGCUGGAGAUUCGACGUCAUAUUGGGGAGACACUUACACGAGCCGCGACCGCUAUGCGUGACGCAGGCCAAUCUGACAACUCGGUAGAGGCUGUCAAGCUGCUCGUCACUACCAUGGGCACCCUCUUGACUGCGUACGGCAUCCGAGCCAAGCAGUUCUCCACCGCUCAAGCUGCACUCAAUGGUAUCAUGGCGACGAAGAAAUUGUAUGAGGGCCAGCGCAAGUUCCACAGAUCAAUCUUCCUCGCUGCUGCUUCGGUUCACCACCAGAAUCGUUUGACCACCUUGGCAUACAAUCGCGUCCGUUCAGGUCUGGAUGAUCGACUCAUUGUUAACUUGCUCGACUUUUGCCUGUCGCCAUUUACGCGCAUCAGAAGAUCGGCCCAACAUGUGCUUGAAACUGUCGCCCGGCUCUAUCGCGGCACCUGGGUGCUUGCUUUCCCCAAGCUGUUUGAGGCUCUUCAACCUGGAACUGAUCCCGACACCAUGAAAGGAGCUUUAUACGUCUUGCGUUACAACACUCUGGGAAUCGCCCGUAUCGCACGGGAUUGGCGACAGCUACCGCGAUUGGUCGAAUGCUUGCUCAGCGCGCAUCACGAGAACAAGGCUUCAAUCCAGACCCUGAUCUCCAAGGCUACAGAGGAGCUUCUCGGGAGCUUGCGAACGACCACAACGUAUGAGGUGAACGUGCGGGUUCAAGAGGUGGAUGCGGCUGUCGGAUCGCUUGACGAAUAUUUGACGCGCAAGACAAGUCCGAAAGUGGUCGAGGAAUUACAUAAUGCACUAGUGGAGAGCCGCCAGUUUCAAGAUGCUCAGUACGACAGGUUUGUCGACAAGCUCAUCACGAUUGCCUCGGACCCGUCUCUCAACUGGCGAUACGUCAUCUCCGCCUCGCGGUUCUUGCUCGUCUGUGUGAGACGCGACAUCCCAACGGAUGUUCGCCUGGCCAAGUACUUUGGCGAGAAUGCUCAGAACCCUCAUCCUCGAAUCCGGGACUUUAGCAUGAUUGGCUUCACCAAGCUACUCUUCACGAUUGCUUUGCGAUCUUUCUGUCAAGGGUCCGAAGAGAAGAUCUUCCUGGAGGAGCCCGAUGAUCCUUUGUCCUCUGAAGUUAUUCUGACUGAUACUUCGUCUGCCUUUACUGCCAAAUACCUCGCCGCUUUCCGAGAACCCCUUCCGGAGGACGUGACUACUGUGCAACUUCAGGAUCGACUAAGCACGGGAUGGUUGGCAUGGGGCACAAAAUUGGAGGUCUGCCGCAUGACUGGCUGGGAUGAGGAGCCAUUCUCCCUUAACCCAAAAUGCGGUCCCGCCGUGGAUGUCUUGCGUGAGGUUGUUGGUCAGGCUGGAUGGUGGCAAAGCCUCGCCGAUCAUUGGGCGAGAGAGGACCAGAGAAACUACCCGUCCGCCGGUCAUAUCGACUUCAUUGUUGCCUCUGCCCAGCUUUUCGGUAAACCAGUCUUCGAUUUCGUUCAGCCCAUCGUCGAAACCUUCUUACAGGAAAUGGACGCUACCAAAGUCUAUGACCGUCACAAGACCAGAGCCAUGUGGGAGUUCCUGGCUGGUCUGAUUCGAGGAUGCGAAGAUUGGCCUGGCAGAGAUCGAGCAGCGGUCUGGAACUGGUUCUCGUCAAAGCUCGCCGAAUUAUUCAGCAACAUCCGACACGACACGACGAAAUGCUGGGACAUUAGCAUCGAGUACAUUCUCAAUGAGCGUGACCCGAGACGCAACAAACCACUCAUCGAUUUCUGCAUGGACACCGCUUUGAACGCAGACUUCAACGGAGGAUCGGCGUUCGACCUAUCUCGCAGGGUCCAGAUUGUUCGCUCAGUCAUUCGUUGCCUGCAAUGGCGAUUCAAUGCCUGGGCAGACGAAACGGUGGACCUUUAUUUCAAAGCCAUUGCUUGCCCAUAUGCCGAGGUUCGAAACUUGUUGGCCUCUGUACUGAAUGCAGUGGAUCAGCUCAAGUUCCAUCCCUCAUAUCCCUCGGCCUCUGCUCUGACCCAAGAUGUCCUUUCAGAUACCAGUUCGGAGAUAGACAUCAUGCGUCUCAAAUCUGGCCCUUUCAUGCCUCAGCUCAAGGGUAUCAUGCAGGAGCUGGAAGUUUUGAGGAAAGACAGACCACAUGGUCCAAAGGCUGUCUUGUCACCCCAUGAUACCUCGGCAGUCACGACGCUCAGCUGGAUCACGGUUGAGCUUUCGGAUGUUCAUGCUGUCGGAAGCUUCCCAUACAUCAUCCCUUUCUUACCGCAAAUUUUCGAACUCCGGGAACUCAACGACAAUCCCGACCUGCAGCGCGUUGCCGGGCGUCUCCUGGCCAUGAUUACGUCGAUCACGCCGCCCUUCGACCUUAUUGAACCACUCAUGUCCAAACUCAUUUCCAUCUUACAGGACUCAUCGUCCUGGAGGACGAAAAUGAACAGUAUGCCUGUAUUGAGUUUGGUGUACUUCCGCAACCUCUCUCUGCUUUCGGAGUCGUGCAAAGCCAAAUGCUUAGAUGUCGUCUCUGCAUGCUUGCGAGAUCCAAAUCAAGAAGUCCGUGAGAUGGCAUCCUCGACACUCAGUGGAUUCUUGCGCUGUUCGCAGCGAGCCAUGGUUGUAGUCCUCAAAGAUCGCUUUACUCGAGAGAUUGACGCGAUUCAAUUGCCGCGACGGAAGGGCGGUCAACCUGGGCAAGUGAACCCUGAGUAUCAGUCCAGAUUGGUCGAGCUCCAUGGUGCGAUUCUUGGCGCCACGGCUCUAGUGGAAGCAUUCCCAUACACUGUCCCAAAAUUCGUUCCCAAACUCUUGGCCGAUGUUCUCGCGCCCCGUGUCUCGGAGCCCGCCCCGAUCUCCACAACGAUAAGGAGUUGCGUUGCUUCAUUCAAGCGAACGCACGAGAAGUAUCAAGACAAAUUCAGUGAAGACGAUUUGUCCGCCAUGAAUUAUGCUCAAGCUGGAAACUCUUACUACGCGUGAUUUGUUAUCAUGCACAUAUGAUGAUAACAAGAAAAGACUAAGCAUCGAUACCCCGCAGUUGGACUUCCAUCAGGACCUGUACUUCUUCAAUGAAGCGCAUCGACAAUAAACUAUGCAUGAAAGCCAUCGAAUCAGAAAUGAGUCAGACAGCUUAUGCACUCAGGUAGACGGUCGGAUGGAGAGCGUGUCUGUCUUUGAUGAGAGAGUACACAAAGCUUUAUUGUAUUCGACUGUAUCAAACCAACUCUCGGAUCAGAUGCACUUGGGCUAGAUCUGACCGCGUGAGGGAGCUGGAUGACCCAACGUCCCGGUGAAAUGUGGGAGGAAGGGGAGCGUCAAUCUUCAGGCCUCCGAGCACCUGAAAGUCGUCUAGGCAUGCGAUCAUUCAAGCGACUCUGUUAGG
This is a messenger RNA of Kockovaella imperatae, 6636 nucleotides long. Its product is annotated as putative membrane protein. Gene Ontology annotation, molecular function: proteasome binding; peptidase activator activity. The transcript has 20 exons. Gene Ontology annotation, cellular component: nucleus; cytosol. The record is from RefSeq and is a predicted model, not a curated record. Lineage: Eukaryota; Fungi; Basidiomycota; Tremellomycetes; Tremellales; Cuniculitremaceae. Gene Ontology annotation, biological process: proteasomal ubiquitin-independent protein catabolic process. Bases 108 to 6233 code for a protein of 2041 amino acids.